AUGAUUUCAACUAUUGGCCAUUUGAUUUAUGCUCAAAGCAGUGAAGAUAGAUCUACUGAAUACCUUCGCCAAAGAAUUUCAAUUGAGAUUCAGAGAGGAAAUGCUGCUUCCAUUCUCAAUACUAUUCCAUCUAGCAAAGGACUCGAAGAAAUUUUUUAUGUACUGGGUGAUGCUUUUUCAAUAAAAACAAGGACUUGUGCAAGCAGAUCUAAACAAGAAGAUUCAUGUGAACUCUUUAAACCCAUCCAUGCUGUUGAUCUCCCACCCACAUCAAGUGUCGUUGAGUCAUUACCGAAUCACCAGUCAACCUAUUCAACUCCAUAUGAUAUUCUAACUGAAGAUCUAGAUUCAAAAUCGAUAUAUCUCCGCUCCAGCGAUAGAAAUUGUGAAUACUGGUCCAAGGAUUCAAUAUCAUGGAAGAUUUCGGGACUCAACGGCUUGAAGAACACUGGGAACACGUGUUUCAUGAACAGUAUAAUUCAGUGCCUGUCUCACACUAAGUGGUUGUUGGAGUUUUUGAGAAUGGACUUUAAUAACAGAGACAUCAAAACGAGUAUAUCCAGCACGAAGGGAUCUUUGAUGAAGGCUUUCGCAGAAGUCAUAAAAAAACUGUGGUCGGAGGAUUCGACUGGCCAAGGUGUGGAUAUGUCUCUUUGA
Messenger RNA from Phaedon cochleariae (mustard beetle), 657 nucleotides. The record is from the annotation of a GenBank genome assembly. NCBI's taxonomy places the organism in Eukaryota, Metazoa, Arthropoda, Insecta, Coleoptera, Chrysomelidae.